Molecule: messenger RNA, 1939 nt
Organism: Equus quagga
Lineage: Eukaryota; Metazoa; Chordata; Mammalia; Perissodactyla; Equidae
Gene: BIRC5
Product: baculoviral IAP repeat containing 5
Exons: 4
Coding region: 380-808 (142 amino acids)
Source: RefSeq, a predicted model, not a curated record
GCAGUGGGGCGCCCAUAAAAACACUAACGAGAGUUUGCAGGCUGAAAGGGCUUAACACGUAUGCGCUCGACAGGGGCCACUCUUUGAACCCAUUACGGGGACUUCAGCUCAUCCUCAACUCCUCUUCCCACCACUCUCGCAAGCAGUCGGGGAAGCGCUAACGGUGGAAACCGGCCAGCGCUGGGCGACCGCCGUUCCGCAACCCGCGAACAGCACCACCCGACCGGAGGACUACAACUCCCAGCAGGCUCCGCGCCUCCCAGCCUUGCAUUCCCAGAAGGCUGCGGGCGGCGAGCUCCGGGGCGGGGCGUUCCCGACAUGCCCCGCGGUGGCCGCCAACCGCCGGAUUUGAAUCGCGGCAGCGCUCGGCGGCCGCGGGAUGGGCGCCCCGUCGUUGCCCCCAGCCUGGCAGCUGUAUCUCAAGGACCACCGCGUCUCUACCUUCAAGAACUGGCCCUUCUUGGAGGGCUGCGCCUGCACUCCGGAGCGGAUGGCGGCGGCCGGCUUCAUCCACUGUCCCACUGAGAACGAGCCCGACUUGGCGCAGUGUUUCUUCUGCUUCAAGGAGCUGGAAGGCUGGGAGCCAGAUGACGACCCCAUAGAGGAACAUAAAAAGCAUUCAUCCGGCUGUGCUUUCCUGUCUGUCAAGAAGCAGUUUGAAGAAUUAACCCUCAGUGAAUUUUUGAAACUGGACAAAGAAAGAGCCAAGAACAAAAUUGCAAAGGAAACCAACAAUAAGCAGAAAGAAUUUGAAGAAACUGCAAAGAAAGUUCGCUAUGCCAUUGAGCAGCUGGCUGCCUUGGAGUGACGCCUCCGCAUAUUUGCGGGUCCCACAGUGGGACCUCACUUCAAGCACCUUCCCCGGUGUUACUGACUUUUCUGUGGGGCCCCUUAGCGGUGCCUUAGGGAAGGAGGACGUCAGCAUUUUGAAAUUAGAAUAUUUAACCUGUAGUGUCGUUGUUUCUUGAAAGUGUUCCCAGGGGCUCCUUCGUUGUACAGCUGGUGCUGCUGAGUCCAGUGACGGAGUCUCUCUUUUUUCUUGGCUAGUUUUUGCUCUAUUGACGUGUCUGGGCUUCACGUUGGCUUGUGGCUGUCGAGCCCGAGAUUCAAUUCGUGAAUGUGAUCCUAGGUCCAUUGUGACUGGGCAAAGAAUUAAGGAUACCAUUUUAAAUUUUAUUUGUGUAAUAAUCUAAGUUUAUAGUGUGCAUUUCUGUGUUCCAAAUACUCUGUAUUAGCUCGCUUUGACAUCUGCACGUCUGUGACCAUCCUUGCACCCGUCGGGUCUGGCAUUACAACAGCCUCCCUUUGCUCCAAAGUGGAUCGUCUGAAAUCACCUCCCUGCCGAGCCUCUGGCAGUGCUGUGUGUGUGCAGGCGGCCCCUUGCCUGUCCUGGCGUUUUGUAACCUUCGAGCUCUCAGACGGAGAACUACUGGGAUGAAACCGCAGGCUCUGCCGCGGGCCUGGCGUGGGGUGAGCUCCUGCCAUGACUGGAGCGUGAGUGGCGGGGUGGCGCAGAGCAGGGCUUAUGUCUCGAGCUGAUGUCUUGCUUUGAGGUCGGUUGAAGAUACUUCUUUACCCACUGGGCACAUGGCAAGGUUGCCACAUUUCUCUAAAACAGAUGAGGAAAGGGUCCUCAAUACCAGACAAGGCAUUUUCCAGAGGUCCGGCUCACUGCUGCAUCCUCUCCUGAGUCAGAAGGGUCCCCAGUCAGAGCGGCUUCUUCCUGGGGAGCCCGCUCUGGGGGAGCUGUCAUUCACAGAUGUGGCGGGCACGAGUGGCAUGGGAAACACCUGUGAGCAGCUCCUGGUCUUAAUAUUGUCAGUGCUCUGCCGACAGCUAUUUCCCGUUAUUGAUGUGGCCUAGGUGGCUGGUAAUUCACCUGUCUUUCUAAUGUGACUCUCCUAAAGGAGGGCAAUGGAAUAAAUUCAUUUAAAAAGUG